GACUUGUAUUUUGAAAGGCGGAAGCGUGUAUGUUGUUUGUACUCGGUUGUUCGCUGCUGUAUAGCAGAAGUGUGUGUGUGAUAUAUAUCUGUAGAAAUGGAAACAUCUCGAGCUGCUAAAUUGGAGUUUGCGGUGCAGAUGAGCUGUGAGAGCUGUGUGAGGGCUGUUAAAGGUGCACUGGAGAAACAGCCUGGCGUACACUCGGUGCAGGUGGACCUGGCUCGAGAGGAGGUUUUGGUCGAGACGUCGCUCUCCACUCAGGAGGUUCAGGGUCUGAUCGAGAGCACCGGCAGGAGAGCUGUACUGAAGGGCAUCGGAGGAUCAGAAGCAGAUCUGGGCGUAGCUGUGGCUAUGGUGAGUGGGGCGGGGCGAGUCCAGGGCGUGGUCCGGUUCCUGCAGCUCUCUGAGGAUCGUUGUUUGAUUGACGGCACCAUCGACGGUUUAGAGCCCGGGGCUCACGGCCUUCACGUGCAUGAACUCGGAGACCUCACACUGGACUGCAUGAGUUGUGGUGAGCACUACAACCCGUUUGGGAAGCAGCAUGGAGGCCCACAGGACACAGAGAGGCAUGUUGGGGAUUUGGGGAACGUACAGGCGGGAGCAGACGGUAGAGCCAUGUUCAGACUGGAGGACUCUCAGCUGAAGGUGUGGGACGUGAUCGGUCGUUCGCUGGUGGUGGAUUCAGGAGAAGAUGAUCUGGGAAGAGGAAACCACCCUCUGUCCAGACAAACGGGGAACUCUGGCAUGAGACUGGCAUGUGGGAUCAUCGCUCGCUCUGCAGGACUCUUUCAGAACCCCAAACAGAUCUGCGCCUGUGAUGGAGUCACCCUGUGGGAGGAGCGAGACCGUCCGAUAGCAGGCACCGGACGCAAAAAACUCCCAGAUGCUCCAGCUGCUAAUUUAUGACCAUGUGACCACACACUCUAGUAAUGAUGAAGGAUUGACAGAUUGCACUUACAGGAGAAGACCAAAGAGACUGUUGAUCACUAAU
Molecule: messenger RNA, 991 nt
Organism: Hemibagrus wyckioides
Lineage: Eukaryota; Metazoa; Chordata; Actinopteri; Siluriformes; Bagridae
Product: copper chaperone for superoxide dismutase-like
Exons: 8
Coding region: 97-906 (269 amino acids)
Biological process (GO): removal of superoxide radicals
Molecular function (GO): copper ion binding
Source: RefSeq, a predicted model, not a curated record